Messenger RNA from Alternaria incomplexa, 2466 nucleotides. RefSeq lists its product as uncharacterized. The record is from RefSeq and is a predicted model, not a curated record. Gene Ontology annotation, cellular component: nucleus; nuclear chromosome; SWI/SNF complex. Lineage: Eukaryota; Fungi; Ascomycota; Dothideomycetes; Pleosporales; Pleosporaceae. The coding region runs from base 1 to 2466 and encodes 821 amino acids. The transcript is spliced from 2 exons. Gene Ontology annotation, molecular function: transcription coregulator activity. Gene Ontology annotation, biological process: regulation of transcription by RNA polymerase II; chromatin remodeling.
AUGCCCUCCCCGCCGCUAGCCGACUCUCAGUCCCUCGAUCCCGCCCACGGCGCGUCCACCAACGGCAUCAACAGUGAAGGUGCUGUCCAGCCCGCCAACGCCCCGACCAGCAUCAAUGGACCCGACGGCGCGUCCAACGACAACAACGCGAUCCGAGACGGCAAGCAGAAAGCCAAGGCCGUCAUGGCCGCCUCUGGUCUGAACCUCGCCGGCGCGCAAGGCGACAUGGCAUCGCCCGCGCAACCCGAAGCCAUCAACGGCGCGUCGCCCAGCAGAAAGCGAUCGCGUUCGGGCACCCGCAAGUCAUCACACACGCCUUCCCACGACGACGGCGCGAAACCCACAGCCUCGCAGACGCACCUCCUCAACCGCUACAUCGAGCGCGACCUCUUGGAUAGCGUAAACAAGUACGAGCGCAACAAACAUUCCGAGAAGGUGUAUGGCGAACUCAACGACCUGCGCCAUUUCUACCGCGACGAAGUAUAUCCGGUCCGACGACAGAACCCCGGCGCCAUCUUUGGAUAUGGCUACGCUGGCUACGGCAACGGCCUGACCGAGAUACCUCCCGACCCCAGAGACCCGCGCGCCCUACCGCAAACCAAGCUGCUAUACCCUGAGAAUGCCAAGCGCGCUGGCCGUCGACUCGCACCGCAGCUCAAGGUUUCGAAAGAGAAGGGGCUCCAGCAAGCAGACCAGAUUGAGGAGCUUGUACCUGUGCGCUUGGAUAUCGAAUUGGAUAGACUGAAGCUUCGCGAUACUUUUACCUGGAACCUCCACGACCGCGUUACCAACCCCGUGCUCUUCGCCCAAACCCUCGUCGAAGACUUCCAAAUACCGCCCGAACUGCGCCAGAACGUAAUGCAGCAAAUCGAUCGCGAAAUUCACGAGCAGGUACAAGACUACUACCCCCACGCCUUCUUCGACGACGAACCACUGGAUCCACAUCAGCCAUACUCGGCAUACAAGAACGACGAGAUGCGGAUAUUGAUCAAACUGAACAUUACCAUUGGCCAGCACACCCUCGUAGACCAGUUCGAGUGGGAGAUCAACAACCCUCUGAAUGCGCCUGAGGAGUUUGCGAGACAGAUGGCCGCCGACUUGUCACUAUCCGGAGAGUUCACAACCGCAAUCGCACAUUCCAUAAGAGAGCAGUGCCAGAUGUUUACAAAAAGUCUUUACAUCACAGGCCAUCCCUUCGACGGGCGACCAGUCGAGGAUACAGACAUACAAGACAACUUCCUGGCAUCUCCACUCCCCUCCGUAUUCCGCCCGAUGCAGUCAACAAAGGACUACCAACCCUACCUUUACGAACUCAGCAAUGCGGACCUGGAGCGAGCCGAACUUUCAAUCAUGCGCGAACAGCGACGCCAGAAGCGUUCCGUCAACAGACGCGGUGGCCCUGCCCUGCCAGACCUCAAAGACCGCCAACGGACUGUACGGACGUUGGUCGUUUCAUCAGUGCUGCCUGGCGCUGCGGAAACGAUCGAGGACAGUCAACUCUUCAAGGCCACGCGUAAAGCCAGAGAAGGCCGUCGUCGCGGUGCUGAUGGCAGCUCAGACGACUCAGAUAGUGAUGAUUCAGUCAUGGAGUCUCCCGCACCUGCUCAAUUGAUGACUGGAGGCACUGCUCGUACCCGUGGUAUGCGCGGAGCUGCUACUGCUGCUCAAGCUGCGAUGCGAUCCGCCAUUGGAAGAUCAGCAACUCCCGAAGUCUCGAAUAUCCAAACACCCCAUCACGAGCCAAGGGCGUCGAGGUCCCUACGGUAUGAAGCGCGGGAAGAGAGCUUAUCUGAACCCACAUCACUAAUAGUCAAACUCCGCAUAACGCCUGCAAAGUUCAGGGAAUGGGUAAGGAAUCCAAGAGCUUUCGUAAAGCCCGCUGGAACUCCCAUGAUGACACUCUCGCAACCACCAACGCGGGGUACGCCUACCGCAAACUCGAUGCCUCCUCCACCGUCACCCGCCAUGCCUUCCCGCUCCACACCGACAGUACCGACAUCCGUUGAAGCUUCGCCGAAGCCACCUUCCACCCCCACACCAACGACACCGAACAAGCAAUGGAAUUACAAGCCGGAUGGCUCAUUGGAAGCACCUUGGCCAACGCCCGCCGCUUCACAACAUCCUCCCACUCCCCCAUGGCUCCAAAAAGCGCUCCAAGACCUACGCGAUAAGAAUCCCGGGGAGCUCUUCGAAUCUACCAUGCGCUACGCAGUCAUGAACGAGCGCCACGAGGACCCGAAGACUGGCGAGAUGGUGUCCAGACAAGUCAAGCUAGAUACACUAUCUCCAACCGCUCCUCUGCCAGCGAACCACAAAGCGUACUUCCUCCCGCGAAUCCGAUGCAUAGACUGCCCAGGAAAGCUGUACAACGCUGGGCCCGAACAGACGGUCAACAAUUUUGAAUUACAUCUGAAGAACCGCGUACACAUGGAGAACGUGCGCAAACGGACUGGUCAGCCAUUGUAG